Molecule: messenger RNA, 2010 nt
Organism: Chara braunii
Lineage: Eukaryota; Viridiplantae; Streptophyta; Charophyceae; Charales; Characeae
Source: the annotation of a GenBank genome assembly
AGCAGACUUUUAUAUGGAUUGGUCUUCGGAUUGGUCAGACCAGACUGUUAUCUUGGAUGGAUGUUUGUUAACAGAUCGGCGAUGCCACACGUCGGAUGAGGUGAAGAUUCAUGGCAGUUUCGUAUUUGAGGCAGAGGCAUGUGAACAGAUGGAGGGAUGAACGUUCGAUGCUCUGCUUUGCUCUCCAAGCUUGGCGCACUUUGCUGGCCGUUGAUUGAUUGAUUGAUUGAUCGACUGGUCGAUCCAUGGAUGAAAGCUUGGCGCACUUUGCUGGCCGUUGAUAGCUUGUGUGGUGCCUGGAGGACCAUACGAUGCACAGCUCUAUGUGGCAUCCCGCCCGAUUUAGUAAGUGCCUGAUUUAGGAAGCCAGAGGAGUACAAGUGGCAGCAUACGAAACGACCCUGUGGUACUCAGCACAGAAGAUCCGAUCUCCAUCCGUAAUAAUAAUAAUAAAAAAAUAAAGUAAAAAUAAAAAUGACAUUGGCGGGAAACAUCCGGAUCAUGGUGGGCACGCUCGGAGGCGGCUUGCUGGGCUUCUAUGUGAUGCAUCAGCUGGAGCAACGCUACAAGAUAAAACAGCAGGAAGAUUAUCAGAGGUACUUAGCAGAACGCGAGAUUCGUCAGCGCCAGGAGGACGAGUACAAUGACAAGCACCAAAAUGCGAUGAUGGAUUCGGAGACCGGUGCGCGCUGACAACGCAUAGAGAGAGUUUAGUUUCUGGCACACAAGUUGUACAGUGCAGGGCGCGAGAGAGAUGAAGGCAUCACCAUGCCGCCGCAGCUGCAAUCGCCUUUGUAAGCUUCCGGGCAAGAACUGGAUCGCCUUUGCAACGGCAGUGUUUGAAAGAUGUUGACCUCAGUGGGAUUCGAUCUUGUGAUCUGUGGUGUAGAGAUUGUUAGAUCUUCGCGCCUUGACGGCGACUCCCACUUGGUCAUGUCCAAGCUGUGCAGUGUGCAGUGCGAGCGAGCAAGCAAGCAAGCUCUGUUCGAUAUUCGCCCCUCGACUCAUAGACUCUACGUCGUCAUACAUCACUGGAGUAGCUGAUUUUCGCCGAUCUUGCAAAGUAUUCGCACGACAACGAAUGUGGUCAUGCGUGCGGUUCGUUGUCGUGCGGACUAAGCAGCGAAAGAAGUGGUGAUAACUCUCCUACUCCUCCUUCAUGUGCUUGACACGUCAGCAGUCUGCAGUCGUUUCUCCUUCUCCUCCUCAUCCUCUUCAUGCUUUUCAGUUUGCAAAUGUCCAGCUCUUGAUUGGAUUUCUAAAGAAGAAAGAUUUUUUUUCAAUACAUCAUUUCUCCUCCUCCUCUUCCUCCUCCUCCUCCUCCAUAUUCUGUCAUUUGGGAAGCUUGCUUUCUUUCUAUAUCAGUAGCAGUGUUUCCUUUCUUUUUUUUUUUCCAGAGUCGAAUAUGAUUUGCCCUCUGGGACUCUGGGAGCAAAAAAAAUUUGCCCUCUGUCAUUUUGGAAGCUUGCUUUUUUCUUUCGUCCUCUGACUAGUCUCGCUUUUUUUGAGAGUCGAAUGGUUUUUUUUCGGUUCUUUUUUUGAGAGCAAAAAAAAAGAUUUGUUUCACCUACGUGAUCGGUUGGAUUUUCUUUUUUUUUCCUUCGAUCGUCUGUAGGGAUCCCUACUCAGCCAUCAUCUUGUGCAUAUCUGAGUCUGGCCCAUACUCUUACCACGACAGGACUUUCUUGACCGAAUUGGGUCAUGAAUGUGCUCAGAAAACAGACACGGAAGUCCAAAUGUGAGGAGUAUAUCCCCUUUUUGAGAGUGUUUUGCAAGCAUGAUUAGCUCUGCUGCCCAGUGCUUGUUUCUCUUCCUCCGGCGUCAGCCUACGCAUUGACCAGUUGAUUGCUUAUGCUAUGUAUGUGGAGUGCAAGUUUUCACCCCCCGUUCGCCUAGGAUAUGAUCUGUGGAUUCUUUGCAGAGUGUUUUUGUGUAGGUAUGUUUGCCCACUCUUAUGUUCUUGAAUGUUCUUGAGGCAGGUAACCUCUUUUGCGCCUUUGCCUCACUUUG